GAAAUACAGGUUGUACCGAGAGGAAGUGACGUCUUUGCGCUCAAUAAAGUGACCCAUCAUCCACAUAAGAGGUUGACUUCUUCGAUUGUUUUGAUGGGGAAGUUGGACCUGGGCGGUUCAGCAGACGAUUGACCAUGGACACCCUGUCCAGCCACAGCUCCUACCUCCUGCAGCAGCUCCAAGAGCAGAGGAUCCAGGGUCUGCUCUGUGACUGCAUGCUGGUGGUCAAAGGUGUCUGCUUCAAAGCCCACAAAAAUGUUCUGGCUGCUUUCAGCUCCUAUUUCAGGUCAUUAUUCCAGAAUUCCCCCAGUCAGAAGAAUGAGGUUUUUAACUUGGUCAUCCAGGAUGUCAGUGGCAUCGGCCAAAUAUUGGACUACAUGUACACCUCCCACCUUGACAUCAACCAAGACAAUGUGCAAGCGCUCCUGACCAUUGCUCAGUGUUUGCACGUUCCAAAUGUUCAAAGCAUGUGCAACACUUUCCUCAAGCCAUGUCCUCCACCAGUGGAAAUCACAUCAUUUUCUCUUCCAGGCAUGCUGAGUUCUGAGCAUGACUGCCUCUUGGGGAGCAAUCUUCCUCAUGAUGUUGACCUGCAGUGUCCCUCUGAAACCUCUAGGCCUGGCUUCAAUGGUGACAUGGACCAAAACAAAAGGUUGCCUGUUUCUGUGCCUAACAGCAGUUCAAACUGUGACACAGCAAGCAGGCAUCUGCAGGCACCUGCAGAAAAACAACUUGUCCAUGGCUACAAGCUGCGGAACUUCUAUAGUAAGCAGUACUUUAAACAAAGUGCACUUCAGACUAAUAACGCUGCCUUAAAUCAAGGCCCGUGCCCUUUGGUGCUAACGGAAGAUCAGCAGUGUCCGCUCGGGGUUAGCCAGGGGGCCAGCAACACUCCCGUAUGCUCAGGAAACACCGUUCAGCCCAAUCCUCCCUGCACGUCUGUGGCAGUCCAAAAGAACCAUGUCUCUUCUUUAACACCCUCAGAUAAUUUGAACACCCCCACUGCUAACUCUGCAGACUCCAUGCUCAACAAGCCAGUGCGGCCAAAGAAAGCCGUGUAUCUGAAGAAGUACAACUACCUCCGAUCUCAGAAGGCAUUGGAGGAGAUGUUUGCUGAAGCAGUGAGUGAACCCGUCCUCAGUUCUCCCAAAGAGAGUCAUCAAGAAGAGUCAGUUGUCCGAACGGAAGUUUCAGAGGCUCCUAUUGAGGAACUUAACUCAGACAGGGAGCCGGUUACGGAGACGGCAACAGAUGUGCAACCUCCCAGUCCCCCGCCUGAGAACCAAGAAGACCAAAAUCUGAAAACUGUGCCAGAGACACAGCAGCAAAUACUUAACAAGCAGUAUUGCUGUGAGGUGUGUGGGAAGAUCUUCAAACACCCCAGCAAUCUGGAGCUGCACAAGCGCUCACAUACCGGUGAGAAGCCCUUUCAGUGUAAUGUUUGUGGGAGAUACUUCUCACAGGCUGGAAAUUUACAGACACAUUUGCGGAGACAUUCAGGAGAGAAACCGUAUAUUUGUGAGUUAUGUGGUAAAAGCUUCACCGCAUCAGGGGAUGUCCAUCGUCACAAAGUGGUCCACACGGGAGAGAAGCCACAUCUGUGUGAUAUAUGUGGUCGAGGCUUCAACAACUUGAGCAACCUCAAGGAGCACAAGAGGACUCACACCACAGACAAGACCUUCACGUGUGACCAGUGCGGAAAAUCCUUCAACACACACAGAAAGCUUCUGAAGCACAAGGCCCGUCACAUUGGGGAAAAACCACACAGCUGUGCCACAUGUGGCAAAUGCUUUAUUGGCUCCGGGGACCUGCAGCGUCACAUACGGUCCCACACUGGGGAGAAACCCUACGUCUGCAACGCCUGCGGAAAGAGCUUCACCCGCUCUGCCAUGUUGCGGAGGCACAGCAACAUGCACUGCAAAGGGGCUCCAGCUGACAGCCCCGUUACAGACAACCCCGACCCUCCUAGCAGCUCAGAUGGAGUGGCCGCGUUCCCCAAACCCGUCGGCCUCAGUAAACCUCCUGCAGCGACCACUGAUCAGCACUUCCCCAGCAUGAUGCCCCCUGCGGGUUUGGUGAAACCCCCACACACUACUACUUCGCCACCACAUAUCGAGAGUCCACCUCCCAGGAUGCCACUCGGCCCGGCUUCCACCCCCACACGCCUUCCAGAGCUGCGCUCCCUGGUACCCCAGCACCUUCUUUCCUCCAACCACCAGGAAAGAGGUGCAGCCGCGACAGCCACAGACCACAUGAAACUCGCCAAACCACACUUGUCUCAGGAGGUUGUGUACGGUCCGUAUGUGGAGAAUGCGAAUAUGUCUGUGGAGAUGGGCAGAGGUGGGGUGGGCAGGGCCUACCUCCCUCCCACAGACAAUCACAGCAGCUCUCUCACUUCUUCCAGCAGGCCCAAUAGUGGCUCCUACAGGUCCACUGAAGGCCAGUUUAUCUCCAGUGUGACUCUGUGGGGCCUGGCAAUGAAAACGCUGCAGAAUGAUAAUGACAUGGAACCGUAAAGUGUUGUGAGAUAUUAGAUAUUACGCACAGCAGAGCCAGUUCAGAGGUUCUGCACUUCACAUCCCCUGGCUCUUGGUUGGUUAUACUGACAUGUAACACACAAAAAGUAGCUCUCAUGUAUCUUAUGAUAAAGCCAAUCCAAAGUAAUGUGAUUUAUUUAUAAAUCAAACAGCUUCCGAGUUUUUUCUUAACUGAAAGAAAUACAAAAAAAAGAAUUGCCCUAAAAUUCCAAUGUUUCUUUUUCUGGUCCUGUGAGCUCAAUGCAGGUGUGCAAUGCAGGUUUCCCUUAAUUAUAGAUACAGCAGUAUUUGGCCUUCUAUAUUUCAAUGUGGUUCCAGGUCUAAACCUUAAACAUCGCAGUAUGCAUCUCGUUAAGUGUUCAUAACCCUCUUUCACUUUGUAUAUAUUGCACUGCACUUUAAAAUGUAAAAAUCACUGUCACUGUCAAAUGUGGUUGUAUUAUAUUCAUAUCAAAAUAAAAUAUCUACAUAAUAUUUAAUGUUAA
Messenger RNA from Pungitius pungitius (ninespine stickleback), 3022 nucleotides. RefSeq names its product zinc finger and BTB domain containing 49 (gene zbtb49). Gene Ontology annotation, cellular component: nucleus. The record is from RefSeq and is a predicted model, not a curated record. Gene Ontology annotation, biological process: regulation of transcription by RNA polymerase II. NCBI's taxonomy places the organism in Eukaryota, Metazoa, Chordata, Actinopteri, Perciformes, Gasterosteidae. The transcript has 8 exons. Bases 135 to 2516 code for a protein of 793 amino acids. Gene Ontology annotation, molecular function: DNA-binding transcription factor activity, RNA polymerase II-specific; protein binding.